GCACACCUUUCCCUACCUCCGCGGUCCUCCAGCCUUUUUACCUUCUUGACGGCUACCUCCACCUCGUUGUCUGCCUGCCUGUCAACUUUGACCCGCAGCUGCUCAGCAAAUGUCACACAGCCAGCCAGAGGCCCGUGCUGCAGUAGUGGGGGGCGUCAUAAGGGGGGAAUGAGCUAGAGCGCGAGAGAGGGGGGUGAGAGAGGAAAAAUAACAACAUUAUUACGGCUUCCACCGCAUCUCGGCUCUACGUCCCCGCGGGCCGAUCUCCACAUCCCCGACCGGACGCCGCCGACACCUGCCGUGCCGCGUCCACGCGCUCUCGGCGUCGGAAAGAGCAAAUCGACGGUGGCAGCAGACAUGGACAAGAACAUGAUGCUUCUCAUGAAGAUGUCCGCCAUCCAGCUAAGCAAGUGGCUUGUAACAAAGAUGAAGCCCAGCAGAAGAUCCUGGGACUGAAGCACGCGUCACUUCACACCGAUGGCCUGGGCUGAGUUUCAGCUGGCCCGCUGAAGCCAUGGGGAGCUGUUGGAGCUGUCUGUACAGGGACCCCAGCCGAGACAACCAUCUCACCAAGUUUAAGGUCAUCAACGUGGACGAUGAAGGCAACGAGCUGGGCUCUGGUGUCAUGGAGCUCACCCAGACGGAGCUCAUUCUUCACACGCGUAAGAGGGACGCCAUCAGGUGGCCGUACCUCUGCCUGCGCCGCUACGGCUACGACUCCAACCUGUUUUCUUUUGAGAGCGGGCGUCGUUGCCAGACUGGACAGGGAAUAUUUGCCUUCAAGUGCUCUCGGGCUGAGGAGAUCUUCAACCUGCUCCAGGAGCUGAUGCAAUGCAACAGCAUCAACGUGGUGGAGGAGUCCAUGAUGAUGUCUGGCAGCGGCCACACGCCAGAGAUGGAGAUGUCUCGUGCACCACAGACGCCCAACACUCCCGGUUUCCCUGUGCCGGCUUUUCCCAAUGGAUACCCUGGUUAUCCAAUCAGAGGGGAUUCCUCCCAGCCUUCCCUUGCUGAGGAUCAUGGACACAAUCUGAUGGCUUUGGAAGACCAGACCCACACUUAUGUGAACACUGUUAGCAUGGAAGGGGAUCUGGCCAUGCGUCACUGUGUGCACUCCCUACCCGAGGUGCGGCCCAGCACUUUCACCGAAACGACGCGCGUCGGGGGCCAAGGGAACGCACAGUCCAACCUACGGUGCUGUCCCCUCGAGGAGCAUCAAGAUCCACAGGUGUUCAUGCAGCCAUCGUCGCAGGAGGUCAAGUUCAUGCUGGGCCCCACUCCAGCUCAGCGUCAUCUACUGCAAAGGGAACGAGAGCGGGAGAGGGAGCGGCUCGCUCACGGCCCCCGCAGCCUUCAGCCAGUAGAGGGCGCAACAGGCUCAGAGACGGACGGAGACGAGCCUUCGAUGCACAUGUGCAACUCCCUCUCCUAUCACCAUUUCCAUCACCAUCCGCACCGGCACCCGUGCCACGAGCACCCUGACAGUUGCCGGGGCGCCGAGCUCACCUACGAGAACAUCAACGGCCUGAGGAGCGGGCGGAAGCAGCGGCUGAGUCCCAGCAGCGUGUCCCAGUCGGUCGGUUCGAGCAGCAGCAGCAGCACCGGAGACAGCCACUCCCACAGCCUCCUCCACCCGCACGGCCCAUCUUCGCUUCCCCCGCAGGGCUACGGGUGCGAGAGAGCCACGGGCGGAGGUCACCGCCGGACGGCCCUGCUCAACUACGAGAACCUGCCCUCGCUUCCACCAGUGUGGGAGUACAGCGCCCUGCAGCGCGACGACGAGCAAGAAGACGACGACGAGGAGGCGGACGAGGAGGAAUACGAAGAGGAGGAGGAAGACUUUGAUGAGUACGAGUUUUCGGAAGAGCCCGAGACGAACAACGGGUACCACCCGGACGGGCGGGGCAUCCACAGAGAUGCCCUGCAGAACUAUGUCAACACAGAACAGGUGCAGCCGCCCAGAAUGCGACACAGCUGCCCCCCGCAUCCACGACCAUGUCAGCCCGACAGAGGAGGGCGCAUAUUUAACUUUGACUUCCGCAGGCGCUCGAGGUCAGGGGUCGGAGUCUGCGAGCACGGGCACAUGCCUCCGUCGCGGCAGCUGAACUACAUCCAGGUGGACCUUGAGGGAGAAAGUCCCUGCCAAGCUCUCGGCGCCGGCGGGGGGCCGCACCAGCGCCUGCCGCCCCAAAAGUGCGGCCCACCGGCACCCCGCCGCAGCGAAUGCUACGCGGUCAUCGACCUGAAGAAGACGGCGGCCAUGUCCAACCUGCAAAAAGCUCUGCCCAGGGAUGAUGGCACUUCCAGAAAGACCCGUCACAACAGCACAGACCUGCCUCUGUAAACCACGUGGAUCGUGAGCAGCAGACAAGACGACAGAUGAAAGGCUCAUCCUCAUUUUAGCACACUGGAUUCGUCACUGUCAUCCGGCCAUUUCCACUGCGGAGCUGACUAAGACAGUACAGUAGACCAAUGUGUGAAGAGUGAAGUAGCAGUCUACAGCAUAUUGAGCUCCAUGACAUCUACCUACUUGACUGUUGUGUCAAUCUUCAGUCCAUUGUGUUGAUGUUCACAUUUCAGCCUUGAUAUUAUUUUUCAUGAUUGUAUGAUGUGCUUAAAUUGUCAUUUCAGUGCCAUAAACUUGGUCAGGGUUUCCAGCAUUUAUGGUCAGAAGUCUGUUUUUAGUUAUUUAUUGGUCAGUGCAGUUGUGCCUUGAGAGGGGUGUUUAACUCAUCCAUGACUUCAUCAAUCUUUUUUUUUCGUAAGAAAACUAGCACCAGUCAGGGGACAUUGUGGUGUUCCUUCUGGUGAGCGCUUCUUGGCCACCUGGGGGCAGUAUAACAAUACGUAUAAUACGGACCUAGCCAUACAUGGACCGGUCAAAUUUCCUAAGAAGGCCACUGUAAUAUUGUAAUUUGUGUCAUUCUUCGUAGAGGAUAAAGAAUAUGUGUUUGUGAGUACUGUUAUCUCUUCCCUAAAUGUGCUACAUUUUUGCCAAAUGUCUAUUGCUUAAAGGGUUAUAACUUCUAACACCACGACGCCAAUGCUUUUCUAAUAUCCUGUUGACAUUUUGCAUUAUUUGUUCGCCAUAAACUAAAGGGACUUAUCGAAAGCUAUAUGUGCAUGUUUUAAAUGCACAUUUCAUUCUCUUUCAUAUUUAGUUUGAUAGUAAACCUCAACUGAGAGGAGCAAUAAACAGACAAAAGCUGCUUUUUUGACAAAUUUGGCACUUUUGCUAACUGCUGCUUGUUGUGAAGUGAGUCGAGUUAAUUUUUCCUCGCAAGUCAAAACAAAACCAUCUCAAGGCAUCGCUGUAAAUGCUGACGUUAUGCCACUGCAUAUUAUACUCCUGCAAGUUUGGCUUUUGAGCUGAAAAUGUUUGUGGAAACCCUGCACUGAGUCCCCAUUGCCUAAAAAUUCAUCUUUGGCCUUGAGUGAUAUCACGAGAUGGUUCUCAAAAGGUUAUUCAUGACGUCACCGUGUACAUAACCUCAUCACCACCCAUGUAGCUACAUCUAAUAUCCAGUGACCAUAUGAAUUAGUAGUUGAGGCGCAUUCACGUGAUCUUACCAAGUGGCUCUCGAUGACAGCUGACGCCGUCAAAGCGUGUCACUUCUCAGUCUCGGGUGUUUAUGCCUCAGGCAUCCGACACCCCGGAGGCCCCGCGGUCACAAUAGCUUCUGCCUGUGUUAUCUGAAGGGCAAGAUAACAACUCUCCUCGCAAAGUUCCUCAAACUCAAUUUAUCAAGCGGGUUGUUAAACCAAAAGGGCUUGCUCUGUUUACCGUUAAAACAUGAAAUUGUAUUAUCUAGAAGUCCAUUUCAAGAGUUUUCUCACUGUGCCUUUCAUAUGGACGCCGGGGCAAACACAUUGAUGGGGUCAGCCUGUUGUCAGAAAAAAAAAAAAGGUAACGGUUUGACAUUUGGGGAUUUACUCAUUUAUAAUUCCACCCUCAUGCCUGUAUUGUUGAUUUUGAAAGCUGAUUCAUUGAGUGGCACGGAGACUGAACGUGCAUCUCUGCACCGUAUAGGCUCAUCUGAUCCUACUCUGGUUGUCUUGUGUAAGUGUAAACAAGAAAAGAUAAACACAAAGGAUACGCUUGGUUUAUUGAAUCACAGUUUGCUAACAAUGUGCGUAGACUUCCAGUAGUCGCUUUUCCCAACACAUAAGUCUAUUUUUUCUACUCUAUUUUUCAUGGCUGUUCGAAUCCGUGUCUUGGCUUAAUAAUUCAUCAACUAUUAUUUGGUUAAGAAGAUAACAUUUUACAUGAACAUUAGCUUGCCAACAACCAAUUGUGAGCUAAACUGACUUGAUGAUUUAAAUCUAAAAACGUUUUAAUAAACAAAUGGUCAUUAGUGUUUCCCAACCUUUGAGUUAAGGCAUAAAAAUCUUUACAUUACAAAAAUUGCUUGUUGAACAACGGUACGUUAUUUCUAGCAAAUGAAUAAUUUUCAGGACAAAUUAGCAUACCGUAGCAUUAAAGUCAUUAUAUCAACCUGAUUCCGUAUCAGAUCAACUUAUGGGGAAUGUGGCAACUACUUUUGGCAUUGAUUUGCCUUUUUGUUAUUUUCGUUUGUUUGCAAGCACCUUUUCUAUGUUGAAAUGGGAAGUCAGAAAGAGAAGCAGACAAAAAGUGACACGUCAUCCUCAUCAGGGCAAUUGAAUCAUUUGGACCAUUUCGUGUCAUACUCGCUAAACACAAAAACCUCAUGGUCAUGCUACAAAAUAAAUACCAUAUAUAUACUAUAUCGAUAUUCUGUACGUGCUCUUUUGUUUGUUUGUUUUUAAAUACAAGACUAUCAUUGCCACCGAGGGGAGGCGGGUGCACUGUCCAUGUACGGUUCAGAACUGCACACAUUUGUGUGUGCGUGAGUCCGCCUACAUGAUGUCUACAUUGGCCUGCUUUUCCAACUAUGGGGUUACUUCCCCUUUGAAAGAGUGCCAAAUAUGCUUGAGCAUGUAAAACGUGGGAACCAAAAGAGUAUGGAUGACCCCAAGAGCCCAAAUUCAAUCAUUAAAUAAUAUAUAUUUAAUAUAUAUUUAAUCAAUAAAGUGUCAUGAAUUCAUUUAAUUUAGUAAAUAAAUAACACUGAAAUAUGUCAGCAUAUUUUGGAUGGAUUUAUUGAUUUAAUUUUGGCUCUUUUAGUCCUCCAUAGGAGAGGGCCUCAUGAAGCAAAUCAUUGCGAUGCACUAAGGAAAAGGUUCUUUAUUUUGUCUCAGUUUGCAAAUUAAAAAAAAAAGAAAAAAGAAAAGAAAAAUAUUUCUUCAAGUGUUUGUUUUAUGUGUCUGUGUGCAUCCAUGGAUGACGGUCUGAAAUAGCCAUUAGAAGCCCCUUUGCUUCAUUUGUUGGACUGUCAAAAUGGACAUUAGGGUGAUUUUUGCCCUCGUUAAUCAUUCCGCACGCAGAUGACUUUUACUUGUCUGCUGUCCUCUUAAUUGAUCAUCUCAGAACAUAGUGAGCCUGAUACUUGGGGACUACUAUCAUUUAUAGCGUGUGGAUUUGUCCGAGAUGUACAAGUCAAUGUAAUUCCAAUAUUAAAAUGAUGCCAUGAAAAUAUCUUAUUGUGCAUUAAACAGUGUCAACUUUG
This is a messenger RNA of Syngnathus acus (greater pipefish), 5588 nucleotides long. It is a transcript of the gene frs3, whose product is annotated as fibroblast growth factor receptor substrate 3. Gene Ontology annotation, biological process: cell surface receptor protein tyrosine kinase signaling pathway. The transcript is spliced from 8 exons. The coding region runs from base 515 to 2344 and encodes 609 amino acids. Gene Ontology annotation, cellular component: cytoplasm. NCBI's taxonomy places the organism in Eukaryota, Metazoa, Chordata, Actinopteri, Syngnathiformes, Syngnathidae. The record is from RefSeq and is a predicted model, not a curated record.